Messenger RNA from Ruditapes philippinarum (Manila clam), 4252 nucleotides. RefSeq lists its product as uncharacterized. The transcript is spliced from 2 exons. Bases 262 to 2589 code for a protein of 775 amino acids. Gene Ontology annotation, molecular function: zinc ion binding. The record is from RefSeq and is a predicted model, not a curated record. NCBI's taxonomy places the organism in Eukaryota, Metazoa, Mollusca, Bivalvia, Venerida, Veneridae.
GUAUCGAAUGGCCGUCAUAUCCAGUACACUCAUUUUGUAUUAUAUAAAAAUCUAAAAAAUAUUAAUAAUCAUCGUAAACAAAUUAAAUUUGAAAACAUGCUUGCCAUAUAUAAAUUGAUAUUACAUGCACUAAUAAAGGUUCUUGUUAUACAUAAUCAUAUACAUGUAUGCUGGAGUGGUUGUCAUUCAUUAAAGCUAAAUGUGAGGUCAUAAUUAUACUUUGUAUAUUUAGUGGCUGAUGAUUCCGAAGAGAAUGAAGGUAUGGAUUCAACAAGCACUUCUAGCGGCAGUUCAGCAUUUUCUGAAUCAGAUUCCAGUGUGCACAUGAUUGAAUCAAGUGUUGAAAAUUCAAACUGCAAAGAAGACUUUCUCCAGAACUGCCCAAAGUAUGACCAGAAAGAAAGGGGAUUAACUGUUAGUGAAAUUGUAGAAAUAAUCGCAUUUAAAGACCUUUCUGCUUCACAACUUUGUAAACAUGUACCUGAUCCAUCAUCAGAUUCUUUGUGUGUUGUUGAUCUAAAUUCAGUGAGUGAGAAAGAUCUUUCGUGUGAUGAUAGUGGCAGUUACAACAGUCAUUCGAGUCCAACUGUUGUUGUCAAAGUAUCAUCUCAAAAUAAAAAAGUGACAAACAUUAAAACAUUGUCAAGGCGAAGACUAAAUAUAGAGGACCCAAUUCUAAAAGAUGAAAAUGUAUACACUGUAAAACGGUUGUACAGUGAACGAAAAGGAAGACUUGGGCUAGACAAAUACACUAGAAUUAUCAGUAAGGUGUAUUCUUGUCAUGGUAUAGAGAAAUAUUCUAUUAUUCAGUAUUUGGGAGCAUGUAUGCAUUCUGGUCAAGCGCACAAGAACUCGAAAGACAAGAAUAAGCUAUAUGUAAGAACGAAGCCAUCUGUUAUCGAAAGGGAAAAAAGCCUUUUACAUAACCAACCACCAAAGAAGGUCAUUGAUUUGAUAGAUGAAGAAAAUGGAGGGCUUUUGAGUGUACAUUCAUCUAGCGAUGGACCUCGUGAUAGACAACAGCUUUACAACAUCAAACAUAAACAAAGUAACAAAAACAGAUCAAGAAAUACCGGACCUGUAACAACACCUGAUUUUACUCAAUUAAUUGCAGAAAUGGACAAUGGAAAAUUUAUCAAGAAUAUUGACUUUUCAUUUAGAUCUAAACAAGGAAGAAUUCAUCCAAACACAUUUGCCAUGACUGAAAAUUGUGUAACCUGGAUUAAAAUGUUUUGCAGCCCAUUCAGUUCUGUAAAAUCUCAGCUUGGUAUAGACAUGACAUAUAAAGUUGGCCCUUUUUACACCACCUGUUUAAGUUUUCCUCACCCACAUUUUGUUCAUAAAGAUAACAAUCAAUGUCACCCAACCAUAUUUGCAGGAAUGAUGACAAGCACUGGUCGACAAGAACAUGACUACAGAUACUUGGCACAUCAACUUAAAUUAUGUGGAAUAACAAAUCUGAUUUAUGGAACUGAUGGGGAAAUAGCACUUGAAAUGGGGUUUGAAAGAAUAUUCCCAAUAGAAAGUAAAGAUCAGAAUCAGAAAAAUAUAAAGCUGAGAUGUUUUAACCAUAUGAAGGAUGAUAUACUGAAGAAUUUAAAAAAAUACAAUAUCACGAAGGAAGCAACCAAUGAAAUAAUAAAAGAUAUACUGGGUUUUGAAAUAAACGAAGUUAGAGUAGCAGGUCUGGUAGACGAAGAUCAGGAAUGCUUUGACAAUAGGUAUAAUAAUGUAUCUUCAACAUGGCCACCACAGUUUAAGGAUUAUAUUGAGUCUGACAAAUUGAAAGUUCGUUCUUUAAAAAGCACCUUCUUGAAGAGUAUGGGUAAAGAGGUGAGAACAGAUGCUGGGCUGGGAAAUCCUCCAAAUAAAUUCGAUAACCAGAGGGCAGAAUCAAUAAAUAACGUGCUUAAAGAAGCAACUGGAGGUCAAUAUGUAGCGCAGUCUGCAGUGCAUGACAUCAUUUACACACAUGUAGUUCAAAGUCAACAAAAUGAACUUAUCAAGGCUAUAUAUGGUUGUGGGGAAUACAGGCUGUCUAAAGAUUAUGAACACUUUGAAAUUAGUCCACAAAAAUGGAAAUCCAUGACCAACUUCCAAAGAAUAAAUUACACAAACAAGGUUUUGCAAUGUAAAAUACCAGAAGAGAACAAGCAAAAGGUUAUCACCCGCAAGUUAUCUAUACAACCUCAGGACUGUACCGAAAACCUAUAUUCUCUGCCUCCUACAAUUGUCGAGCAGCUUUGGAAAAAUGCAGAAAUGGUGUUGUCAAACGACUAUGUAAGGGAAUUAGAGAAUGGAAGCUUUUGUAUUGCAGAGGAUGACAAUGCUUAUAUCAUCAAACAAAACAAGAAUACAUUUGUUUGCAACUGUGCAGAUUUCCAAAAAUUAAGUCUUUGUCCACAUGCUUUGGUUAUUGCAGAUGAAAAAAGCUGUCUGGUUUCUUUUAUUUCUAGCUUCAAGUAUAAUCCAUCAGCCGUUAUAAACAAACACAAUGUGCAUGGUGCAGGUGAACGCAAGACCAAAAAGCCAAGAAAAGGUGGUCAGAAUGUAAAAAAAACCUAUAGAAAGGUUAAUAAAGGCUGCUAAACCGGAUGUGGAUUAUUAUGCAAUAAACCUACAAGAAAGAAGACCCUUCCAAUUUUCUGAAGUAUGGCACAAUGAUUUCCCGUUCUAUUUCAUUUAUGUAAACAGUGAAUCACUUCGCACAAGAAAAGUAUUGAAAUGUGUAUCAUGUGACAACAUCAUUGGUAGGGUCAAUGCAGUACCACCUUAUGAUAUAGUACUAUCACACCUGGAGAGAUACAUGUAUCCUCAUCGAAAAGACGACGGGAAGGUUGAGAUGAGACCAACAGUUUCGAAAACCGCCUUAAAGUUAUAUUGUGUGAAGAGGUCUUGUGUCUUAAGGAGGCAUCCAUACUUCUGGUGUGGUAUGCUAAACACAGAAAAUAUCACUCCUUCAGACUUGCACAAGAAGCUGUUAAGAGAGGAGUUUGGGUUUCUGUUUAAUAGACAGGCCUAGCUGUUGCUUAAUUGUUUAUUAAUCACCGUUCCAGUAUCUGAGAUACAUUUAUUUAUGAAGUCUUAUCUGAAUCCUUAUUGUUAUAUCAAAUGAUUGUUCAAUGAACAGUUUUCUCCUAGAUGUGUUUCUAGUCUUACUAGGACCAGAAAGGGCAACAGCAGCCUCAACAUUGUGAUCAUCAUAAAUUGACUGAUUAAUUAUGAAUUGACAUGUAAUUUUAUGGAUUUUAUAUGUUUUAUUUUAAUGUAAAGUAUAUGCUAGAAUAGUUGCUUGUUGCCUGAAUUUUAACAGUUUUUAGAAUAUCAGACUGGUCCAAGUUUUUCUUUAUAGAUAUACGAGGGUUGAACGCAAUACUGUAGUAACUCACAUUUUGACCGAAAUUGACUUUUUGUCAUUUUUCAUUGUAUUUCAUGGUAAUACUGUACAUAAGCUGUAAAAAUGUAAAGCUCACAUUCUAUUUUUUUUUGUUAUUUUUUCAAAAUUGCAAUAUAGUAGUAACUCACUAAGAUAAAAUGAUUUACCGCAAUACAGUAGUAUGUCUACAUACUACAGUAUUGUGGGAAAUUUAUUUCCUCUAUCAGUGUCUUUUUCACUGCAACACUGUAGUAAGUUUCUUAACUUUAUUAUUACAGACAAAUUAUUGUUUUAUUUUCCUUGCUGUAGGUACUAUAAUGCAAUAGUAGAUAUUUUUUAAUUAAGGGGUCAGCUUUUUCAACUUCUGAGUGAAGGUAUUAAUUAACCCCAAAACAAGAAUUGCUUUUGCCUUCUGUGACAAUCAGAAUUGACUUUUCUUCAAACUUUUGGAGUAAACAAGAUAUUUUUUUUUCAAAAUAUCAUUCAGUAAUACUUUAAUGUUAUACAAAAUUAACAAUUGUUACAAAGAGAUACAUGAAAAAGCAGAAAUUAAGAGUAUUUGCCAGUGUACGCACAAAAUAGUGAAAUGCAAGCAUUUUUGAUUAGAUUUUAAAUUUUUGUGAAGUGCAAAUACGUAUAUAAUUAUGCUGUCAGAAUUUGUCUAAUAUCUCCGCAGAAAAAAAGAAACUUGAGGCAAUUAUGUAUAAAUGAUAUAAUUGAUACUUAAAAGCUUUAUUUCUUUUUCAGUGCUAUGAAAUAUAUUUAGGCUUAGUAAAUGGAUGCUUGCAUUCUUUUAGGAUAAAUUGUGUGUUGGGUACACCCCUGAGUCAGAAAGUAAAUAGACACAAAUGUUAUAGGUAAAUCAGGAUGAACAAG